AUGCUGUCUUCCAACGCUGCCUUCACGGUGAUCAGCCCCUCCACGAUUGCUCCUCAAGUGCAUGUGGAGCCACAGGCCCCCAAGGCCAACACUGCAGGCGCGUGGGUCUCCAACAGCACCGGGAGUGCCUUGGCGGCUGCUGGCCUGGUGACUGCUGCCGGGCUUCGACGCAAGGCCCGUGGGGCUCGUGCCGCGAAGACCGGCCCUGUUGCCACCGGUUUGUCCAGCUCCGUUGGCAGUGAGACCUACUUCCGGGAUCAGCUGGUCGCCUGCCGCGCUCAGCUUGAUGGAGCGGAGGCGCCAAGCCUCCAGGAGACCGACCAGCACGUCCAAGACGUGCAGAACUUCGCAAAGCAGGCAUUGGCUGGAGCCGCUGCCGCCAUGGUCUUCACUUCGUCCAUGGAGUCUGCAGUCGCAUACCCCAUCUUCGCACAGCAGAAUUACGCCAACCCGCGAGAGUACACAGGCAAAAUCGUGUGCGCCAACUGCCACCUGGCGUCCAAGCCGAUCGAGGUGAGGAUUCCACAGGCCGUGUUGCCGGACACCGUCUUCAAGACUGAGGUGGAGAUCCCAGCUAAGUAUGCCAAGCGCCGCCAGCCCAUUGCAGAUGGCUCCAAGGCGCCCAUGAACAUCGGCGCCAUCGCCGUGAUGCCGGAGGGAUGGAAGUUGGCUCCCAAGGAUCGUCUGCCGAAGCCGCUGAAGAAGGAGAUGAAGGGCCUCGCCUGGCAGGCCUACAGCAAGGAGUACCCCAACAUCGUGGUCGCAGGACCCGUGCCCGGCGAGACCUACGAGAAGAUGGUGCUGCCGGUCCUAGCACCGGAUCCCAACACCAACGACAAGGUGCUCUUCGGCAAGGGUAUCUUCUACUUCGGCGGCAACCGUGGUCGAGGCCAGGUCUACCCCGAGGGCAACCAGAGCAACAACAACCAGUUCUUCGCCAACGCAACAGGCACCGUGAGCGCUGUUGAUGGCUUGAAGGUGACGAUCACCACCCCGUCCGGUGAGGCGAAGACCGUCGAGUGCUUGCCCGGUGCCGACAUUGUGGUUCAGGUUGGUGAUGAAGUCGAGAAGGAUGAGCCGAUCACCACCAACCCCAACGUCGGGGGCUUCGGACAGGAGGAGAAGGAGUGCAUCCUUCAGGACAUGAAUCGCGUCUAUGCCUACUGCGCGUUUGCCUUCUCCUGCUUCAUUGCUCAGCUGUCUUUCGUCCUCAAGAAGAAGCAGUUCGAGAAGGUGCAGCUGGCAGAAGGAAAGAAUUUCCGAGACGAGACAUUGCCGGAGAUUACCGGGAAGACUCAAGCGCCCUCGUUGCGAGUGCUGGACAUUCCCGAAGAUGAAGACUUGCUGAAUGUGGCCCUGUGGGAAGAGAAAGCCACCAAGCAGUGGUGCAAGUUUGACAUCACCGCGAGCUCCUCAGCUUCAGCUCGAGGAAUGGAGUUCCUUUUGUUCCUCCUUUGA
Symbiodinium sp. CCMP2592 is the source of this 1458-nucleotide messenger RNA. NCBI's taxonomy places the organism in Eukaryota, Dinophyceae, Suessiales, Symbiodiniaceae. The record is from the annotation of a GenBank genome assembly.